AUGGCACCACCGCGCACAACCAAGAAAUCCACACUCACAAGCCCCUCCACAGCCACCACUCGCCAGAGCGCAAGGCAUUCACGGAAACAGGUCAUCAACGAAGCAGAUGAUCUCGAAGAUCUCGACCAAGGCAAUAGCGCGAUCGAUGAUGAACAUGCUGGAGAUGAUGAGGCAGAAGCAUUGCAGCGCACCUCCGAUGGUCCGCUGGAACAAAUGAUGGUGAAGAUGGUAGACGACAAAGAGGAGUUGGAAGAGUCUAUCAAUGCAGUCUUUGACACACACGAGGCUGAGGCAUCAGCAGCCCAUCAAGCACAGCUCAAACGUCUCCAGGAUCUUGUCGGUCAAAAGAUCAAUAUCGAAGCCGCUAUGGGCAGGCAGCUAGCGAGCUUGCAAAAGAUACACAACGCGCACUCUCGUGAUCUCGAGACCGUCGUCGAACGCCGCUUACGGGAGAUGAAGUGA
Alternaria triticimaculans is the source of this 462-nucleotide messenger RNA. RefSeq lists its product as uncharacterized. The transcript has 3 exons. NCBI's taxonomy places the organism in Eukaryota, Fungi, Ascomycota, Dothideomycetes, Pleosporales, Pleosporaceae. Bases 1 to 462 code for a protein of 153 amino acids. The record is from RefSeq and is a predicted model, not a curated record.